AAAACAUUUCCAUUACACUCAUCAUCUAUUGGCAGUAGUAGUUAGGCCUAUCAGAAUCCUUCAUUUACAACUUCAAAAAAAGAUCCAAAAUGCUGAAUACUUUUGGAUGUUUUUCGUGGAAAUCAUGCGUUUUCUUGACUGGCUUCAUCACCAUGUCACUAAUGAGCGCUACCACGGUUUUAUGCUCAGAUGGUGAGACUCUAGACGAAAGCUUCACGCCACUUUCUGAAAUGACCUACAAUCCGUUCUCAGAUUACAUGUUAACACUAGGGAUUUAUUAUGAAGCCUCCAUUCUUCAUGAAUUGCCGCAAAAGGCUCUGAAAAGUCAACUGAUCAGUGACUUGUUCCCUGUUAAUGUGUUAAAAACUGACAAAUAUUUCAACUGGGAGUUCACAGUAGUGGUUGGAGUCGAAACAGGCAUUGCUGGCCACCUAAAUAAGUUUCCCAGCCACAGGCCGCUAUUCGAACAUGCUGUGGGGUUAUGGCGGCAGCAGAACCGAAAUGCUAUUCUCGGUGUUGAACAGGUUGCAAAUUCAAAGACGGGUACCGCAGAUCCGACAACAGAAUGUGUUUAUUCUGUUGCAAAACAAGUGCUUGAGGCCACUUUGGCAGAAAGAAACGUGAAAUUGGACGAGGAUGAGGUUCAAAAACUCAUCACGGUCAUAAAUCAGAAAUUCAGCUUGGAGUAUUUGUACACGGUGCUCCCAGUUUACAAGAGAAUGCUGUUUGCAAAGAUGGCCAGCUAUUUCGAGAGUGGUCAAUUGGACGACUUAUUUGCCAAUUUGCAAGAUGAUGAUUAUUAGGCCUAUCAAUAAAAAUUGCGUAAGAACUAUUUUGAGAUGAAUCAAUAAAAAUCACCUUUUUGGAAUCAUAAUAGCUUGUAAUAUAAUAUUGUAUUCUGUUUAAUUAAUUUUAAUUGUGUUAUAUUACAGAUUCUACAGUUUUUGUUCCACAGUGAAUAUUAAAAUUAACAUACUCACUUUCUAGCAUUGUUACAUUUUUUUCUUGUUUAUCUUGUGUUACAAUCAAUAAAAUGAAAAUAAUAAAUUAAUAAAACCAAUAUAAAAAUCUUGUAGUACCCAAGAAUAUAUUUAUAUUGUUUUUAUUAACUUGUUCAAAAGUAGCCCAUGUAAGUGAAGUGUUUUUAUGAAAAUAAUAAUAUGAUUAGGGUACGUGCAUGAAAAAUCUUCAAAAGGUGAAAUAAAUUAUCCAUUACGAGAAUAAACUGUGAUUUUCUCAUCAAUAAUGUUAUUUUCUGUGGAGUUCCUAGUGCGAAUAAGGAACAUCACCGAUUAUGAAUAACCCUUCCCCAACCCGCAAUGGAAAUGGAGACGGUCAAAUGACUGACUAAUAAUACAAAUAAAGAUGGGUAUUUGAGAAAAUAAUAUUAAAACACUUUAAACUAG
Molecule: messenger RNA, 1406 nt
Organism: Nilaparvata lugens (brown planthopper)
Lineage: Eukaryota; Metazoa; Arthropoda; Insecta; Hemiptera; Delphacidae
Exons: 2
Coding region: 90-803 (237 amino acids)
Source: RefSeq, a predicted model, not a curated record